AUGGAGUGCUCCGAAUACCAUGCGGUGAUCAAGUACGAGAGCGUCAUUCACGAGUUCGACCCUUACUUCAACUACCGCGUCACCCAGUUUCUCUCAAAAGAGGGGUUUUACAACUUUUGGAACUGGUUCGAUGACCGCACGUGGUACCCUCUGGGGCGAGUCAUUGGUGGGACGGUGUACCCGGGUCUCACUCUCACGGCCGGCACCAUGUGGUGGCUCGCCAACGCUCUCAACUUCCCGUUCUCCGUGGAGACGGUGUGUGUGUUCACGGCGCCAGUGUUCUCAGCGCAUGCAGCGUGGGCCACCUUCCUGCUGGCCAAGGAAGUGCGGGGCACAGGGGCUGGGCUGACCGCUGCUGCUCUCAUUGCCAUGGUGCCAUCGUACAUCUCUCGCUCUGUGGCUGGCAGCUACGACAACGAGGGGGUGGCCAUCUUUGCCCUCGUCUUCACCUUCUACCUCUAUAUUAAGACGCUCAACACAGGAUCACUAUUCUACGCCACGGCCAACGCGGCGGCCUAUUUCUACAUGGUGAUGUCGUGGGGCGGCUACACCUUCAUCAUCAACCUCAUCCCCAUCCACGUGCUGCUCUGCAUCGUCACCGGCCGCUUCUCCUCGCGGCUUUACAUCGCAUUCGCCCCUCUGAUCAUUCUAGGCACAUUGCUGGCAGCGCUGGUGCCGGUGGUGGGCUUCAACGCAGUCAUGACGUCUGAACACUUCGGAGGGUUCCUGGUGUUUGUGGUGCUGCACAUCGCUGCACUCAGCUACUACAUCAAGGCUCUGCUGCCCGCUAAGGCCUUCCGCAUUGCUCUCACCCUCAUCGUCUCGGUCGGCACGGUGGCGGCAGUGGCGCUGCUAUCUGCCCUCGUCGCCAUGGUGCUCGCCAGUCCCACGCUGGGCUGGACUGGCCGCUCCCUCAGCCUUCUCGACCCCACGUACGCCUCCAAGUACAUCCCCAUCAUCGCCAGUGUGAGCGAGCACCAGCCGCCCAUGUGGACGUCCUACUUCAUGGACCUGCAGCUGCUCGCCUUCCUCGCCCCCGCUGGACUCAUUGCGUGCUUCCUGCCGCUCACAGACGCAAGCUCCUUUGUGGCCCUCUAUCUUGUCGUCUCUGUUUACUUCUCUGGAGUCAUGGUCCGUCUGAUGCUGGUGCUGGCGCCAGCAGCGUGCAUCACGGCGGGCAUCGCAGUGAGCGCUCUCUUUGACGUGCUCACUCGCUCCGUCAAGGCCUCUAUUGCCGAGCUUAUCGACCUGGCGUAUGCUGCUGCCAAGCAGGACAAGAGCGAGAAGGACGAGACGACUGCUGCUGCUGCUGAGGCCGCCAGCAACACUGCCGAGGCGAGCCAGGCCAAGGAGCGCAAGGGGGGAGCGGGGAAGAAGAAGAAGGGCAAGGAGGGCGAGGGGGAGGGGGGGGGAGGGAAGGGGAAGUGGGGGAAGGAGGGGGGGAAGGAGAAGGAAAAGGCGAAGGGGAAGUUUCCGUUGGUGGUGCCCGGCGAUGCGGCAGCGGUGGGCAUCAUUCUCAUGCUCGUCGGCCUUGCCUUUUACACCAUGCACUGUGUGUGGGCAGCAGCAGACGCGUACUCAGCGCCAUCUAUUGUGCUCUCCUCGCCCACCCAAGAUGGAGGGCAGUACAUUUUUGAUGACUUUCGUGAAGCGUAUGGGUGGCUGCGCCACAACACGGACGUUAACGACAAGGUGGCGUCCUGGUGGGAUUAUGGUUACCAGACAACAGCCAUGGCGAACCGCACAGUCAUUGUUGAUAACAACACGUGGAACAACACGCACAUCGCCACUGUGGGCAUGGCCAUGUCAUCCAGGGAGAAGGACGCGUGGGCGAUUUAUCGCUCCAUCGACGUCAAAUAUGUGUUUGUGGUGUUUGGAGGCAUGGUGGGCUAUCCCAGCGACGAUAUCAACAAGUUCCUCUGGAUGGUGCGGAUCGGAGGCGGGGUGUUUCCGCGGAUCAGGGAGCCUGACUACCUGAACAACGGCAACUACCGGGUGGAUGGAGAGGCCACCAGCACCAUGCUCAACUGCCUCAUGUACAAGCUCUCCUACUACAGGUUCGCAGAGGUGGACGGGAGGGGCUUUGACCGGGUGAGGCGCACGGAGAUAGGCAAGAAGAACAUCAAGCUCACUCACUUUGAGGAGGUGUUCACGUCGCAGCACUGGAUGGUCCGCAUUUACCGCCUCAAGGAGCCCAGAAAUCGGCCUCGCGGGACUGGCAAGAGGCUCACACGCGUCUCCGAGCUGCACGCGAAGCUGCAGGAGGUGGUUCCGCAGCAGCAGGAGCGCAUUCGGCAGAUCAAGUCGCACUACGGCAACCUGUCCAUGGGCAAGGUCACCGUCAACAUGGCGAUCGGAGGAAUGCGAGGGGUGAAGGGGUUGGUGUGGGAGACGUCACAGCUCGACCCCGAGCAGGGCAUCAAGUUCCGCGGGUACAGCAUCCCCGAGUGCCAGCACCUGCUGCCCAAGGCCGUGAUAGACGGCGAGCCCAUGCCCGAGGGGCUGCUCUGGCUGCUGCUCACCGGCGAGGUGCCCACCAGAGAGCAGGCGGCCACAGUGACGCAUGAGCUGCACGAGCGAGCCAAGAUGCCUGAGUACGUGCACACGGUGCUGAACGCCCUGCCCCGCGACAUGCACCCCAUGACGCAGCUGUCCAUCGGUGUGAUGGCUCUGCAGAAGGGCAGCCGCUUCGCACGUGCGUACCACGAGGGCAUGCCAAAGAGCAAGUACUGGCACCUGGCUUAUGAGGACGCCUUGGAUCUCAUUGCUACGCUGCCCCAGGUGGCAGCCCACAUCUACAGGCACACGUUCAAGGACGGCAAGAUCAUCCCGCCCAAUGAGAAGCUCGACUACGCCGCCAACUUCGCACACAUGCUAGGAUUUAACGACCCCCAGUUCCACGACCUCAUGCGCCUCUACCUUACCAUCCACGCGGAUCACGAGGGAGGCAACGUCAGCGCACACGCCACCCACCUGGUGGGCAGCGCCCUCUCCGACCCCUACCUCUCCUUUGCGGCUGGCCUCAACGGUCUCGCGGGUCCUCUGCACGGCCUCGCCAAUCAGGAGGUGCUGCGGUGGUUGGAAGAAGUCAAGGCGGACGUUGGGGAGGAAGCAGGCAAGGACGAGCUGAGGGACUUCGUGUGGCGCACGCUGCAGAGCGGCAAGGUGGUGCCGGGCUACGGCCAUGCUGUGCUGAGGGUCACCGAUCCCCGCUACAGCUGCCAGCGCCAGUUUGCUCUCAAGCACCUCCCUCACGACCCCACGUUCAAGCUGGUAUCCAACCUCUACGAGGUGGUGCCGCAUAUUCUCCUCGAGACCGGCAAGGUCAAGAACCCCUGGCCCAACGUGGACGCGCACAGCGGCGUGCUGCUGCAGCACUACGGGCUCACCGAGGCCAGCUACUACACCGUUCUCUUCGGUGUCUCACGAGCCAUGGGAGUGCUCUCUCAGCUUGUGUGGGACCGCGCCCUGGGCUUCCCCAUCGAACGCCCCAAGAGCAUCACACUGGACUGGAUCGAGGAGUUUGCUUCGGACAAGGCACAUAAGGAGGAGCAGCACGCGCACGAGCACAAGCACUAG
Closterium sp. NIES-65 is the source of this 3579-nucleotide messenger RNA. The record is from the annotation of a GenBank genome assembly. NCBI's taxonomy places the organism in Eukaryota, Viridiplantae, Streptophyta, Zygnematophyceae, Desmidiales, Closteriaceae.